GUGACGCGAUGCCCCGUCUUCCCAGAGAUGGCUAUGAGCCCGUUGCUCGCUCAUCUCAUGAUGGCGUGGAGGAGAUUGAUCUCGAGGGCUUCAAACCACCCGUCUCCUACUCUCACUGUCGCGCCUCCCCCGUCCAUUACUGCGUUUCAGCGCUGACCAGCGCAGUCAGAGGCGUGAUACGGCGGAGAAGACACUGGCUUCCCAUCGCCUGGAAUCUGCGUCGACUCGUCUCCACCAUCGUUUGGAGUCUCCUGGUCCUCAUCGUCUUCACCUUUCUCUUCGUGCCAUCCUAUACCCAUUUACCGCCCCAUUAUGCGGCGCUUCGCAAUGUCGUACAAGCAUCGAACACCCCCGGCCGAGGAAACCCGCGCAACUCGACCGUCUUCAUCGCCGUCAGCCUCUACGACAAGAACGGGGUCCUGGCAGGCGGACAAUGGGGCCAGGCCCUCCUCGAUCUGAUCGACAUGAUCGGACCCGACAACGUCUUCCUCAGCAUCUACGAGAAUGACAGCGAGAAAGCCGGAGAACGGGCGCUGCAGCAGCUGAGCGACCGUGUUCCCUGCAACAAGUCCAUCGUGUAUGAAGAGCACUUCAACUUCACCGGCUUUCCCACCGUCACGCUUCCCGAUGGAUCCGAGCACGUCAGGCGGGUUGAGUUUCUGGCCGAUGUGCGCAACCGAGCUCUACGCCCUCUGGACGAACACCCCGAGCUUCGAUUCGACCGACUCCUGUUCCUGAACGAUGUCUACUUCAACGCCCUGGACGCCCUACAACUCCUCUUCUCAACCAACACCCAGAACGGUGUCCCGGAGUACCGAGCGGCCUGCGCAGUGGACUUUAUCAACCCCUUCAAGUUCUACGAUACCUUUGCCUCCCGCGAUCUCGAAGGCUACAGCAUGGGCCUCCCCUUCUACCCCUGGUUCACCACCGCCGGCAGCGCCCAGAGUCGACAAGAUGUACUCCACGGGAAAGACGCCGUGCGAGUCCGCAGUUGCUGGGGCGGAAUGGUCGCCUUCGACGCUGGUUUCUUUCAACAUCCCCUCCCCCCUCUACCAUCCACCAUCUCCCCUUCCAACACCGAAUACAAAAACCGCUCCUCCCCCGUCCGCUUCCGCGCCGAAUCCGACCUCUUCUGGGAAUCCUCCGAAUGCUGCCUCAUCCACGCCGACAUCCAAAUCCCGCCCCCACCCGCAUCCCCCUCCUCACCCCAAGAUCCCCAAGACACAAACACAGACACCGGAAUCUACAUGAACCCCUUCAUCCGCGUCGCCUACCACCCCCGAUCCUUCAGCUGGCUGCACCUGACCCGCCGCGUCGAAAAACUCUAUUCCAUCGUCCACGGCAUCGCCAGUCGCAUCGCCGGGUUACCGGUCUACAAUCCGCGUCGGGCGCAAGUCGCGGGCGAGGCAGUCCAAGAUCGAGUCUGGGUGGUUGAUGAACACCAUGAUGGGAAAUUUGAAAUGGCGGAGAGAAUUGCGAAUGGGGAUGGGUUCUGUGGGAGAUGGGAUCUGCAGGUUCUGAAGAAGAGGGAGGAGAAUGGGGAGGGAGGGUGGGGGGCUGUUCCGGUGCCGGAGAGUUAGCAUUUAUUUUGCUUGCCUCUGGGGUCAUGUUAGUGAGUGGUUUCAUUUACUUGGGCUGUAUGAUAUCUCGUUUGACUUGAUUUGUGUCGACUUGCAGGCAGCAUGGCGAUUUACUCAGUACUCGCAUCGACCAUGAUAAAUAUAGUUCGGUACAUAGCCCUAAUCCGAACCUAAAAUGUUGCAGCCUGCUAUUUAGGCCGGUGAAUUUAGAAGAAGUCGAAGAUAUGAAACCAAGAAAAAUCAAAAAGCUCACUAAAUAUGAAAUUAUGAAUAAUAACAGACUUAAGAAUAUAUUACCACUCUAUUA
Messenger RNA from Aspergillus ibericus CBS 121593, 1887 nucleotides. RefSeq names its product glycosyltransferase family 69 protein. The transcript has a single exon. The record is from RefSeq and is a predicted model, not a curated record. Lineage: Eukaryota; Fungi; Ascomycota; Eurotiomycetes; Eurotiales; Aspergillaceae. Bases 9 to 1580 code for a protein of 523 amino acids.